Messenger RNA from Mycena citricolor, 1525 nucleotides. NCBI's taxonomy places the organism in Eukaryota, Fungi, Basidiomycota, Agaricomycetes, Agaricales, Mycenaceae. The record is from the annotation of a GenBank genome assembly.
CACAGCAAGGGUCGGUGCAUGAGGCACGGCUUGCUCCAUGAGGGGCGUACGUACGUGCGACUCCUGGCUUGCGUUCUGCAAGUCUUCGCUUAGAUAUCAUUAGGUCAAGCUCGCUGACACUCUGUCAAACCACCCUUCGCUGAGCUUGAAAUUUAAGCCGCCGUGCAUAUUAUUAGCCAUGAGCGCGCCCAGCCAACAAAGGCGACAUCGGGUAGCUAUAUUCGCCACUCGCUAUUUCGGAUCGCGGACUGGUGAGAACCCCUCGUAACCUGGCGAGCUGCAUUCUUUGAGCGUGAGCGCGCCAGAUCGUGGAUGCACACGUCGCAACUUGCCGGAAUUUACUCAGAUCCGAGCCCAAGAUCUCUUGCAUGUCGGUAAUAAGUAACGCGAUACGUCAGCGAGUGGAGAGAGAGCCUCGCUUCCUGCCUGUCCUCCGAGCCAGGGAAAAUUCAUUAUGGUAUUUACGUGACGCUGGAUCUCUGCGGCGACUCGGCGUAAACUUGGGAUAAUUAUGGGGAGUGGAGGUAAGCCGAGCCUGCGCCAACCGGGAAAAUCCAGCGCCCGAUGUUCCCAAUACCGAAGAUCUGGGUAGGAAUAAUGCAAGGCACGGGGAGAAGACACACCCAGCUCACAGGCGAUGAUUUAUUGCACCGCUUGCCACCGACUCCACUCUAUCGCUUUGUCAGGGCAUUUACGCCGUGUCCAGCGAAAUGCCAUUCAGGCGGCAGCUCGCUUCGGCGUCAGGAUCGUCUGCGUGCACUAGCCGUCCGUGGGGGGACUCGAGGCAGAGGACUGCGCCGCUGUCCUCACAAAAGACACCGAGAAGAUGCCCUUCUCACGCUGCCCCAUGCAGCAGACUGGCUGCGAGGGCGAGCGACUGACCAGCGUGAUGCCUGUCAGGGCAGCGCUGAGAUCUUGGGCGGAAAUGCGCCCGGAAGCAUCGCACAAAGCAGGUUUGGGAGGCACUAUGCGACCAGUAGGUCUGCGGGGUGGGUGGCGAGUCCCCGGCGGAAGCUGAAGGAUCAUGGUGUUGCGCCUGCGGUUGGGACCUGACCCACUUGGAUCCACACGUGCCAGACAUUUUCUGGAAUCAUGGAAUCGCCUUGGCAAAGAGGGGCAGUCCCAGCCGGGACGUAUUUCUGGGUCACCGCGUCCUGAGCGAACCCAGAUUUUGUUGAGCGCAGGAGCAAGGCGACCCGUUGCACUCGAGAUCAGCAUCGCUGAUUUGCCACCAGGGAUGUAAAAUUAUUUGUGGGUUAGGAAUCGCGUCGAGGAGGCGCACAGUGGCAUGGUAGCCAAUGUUUUCCAAGAGUCAAGACCUUCAGAAGAGCAUGGGCGAGAGUCGCAGAAAGCAAAACCGACGUCGUUCCCCACAGCGACGCCAAAGUUCCCUGGUUGCAUGCGCUGCAUGAACGACGUGGCAUAGUUAACCCAGGACUUGGAGGGUUACAUUACCUCACAUUACUUGGCCUGAGAGCGGUGCACAGCUCGUGACGUCAUCAUAACUCCAUAUUGCGGAUCGGCG